AUGUCUUCAGUACCAGACUCGGAUGAAUUAAAAGCCAAAUAUGCAGAAAUAGCUGCAUUAAAGAAGGCAAUAAAUGAAAAGAAACAAGAAAAAAGUAUGCCUGGCCCGCUAGCAACGGGUUAUGAUGGGCAUUAUUAUGGUAAUGUGAAUGUGAAUAGAGGUGGAUUCAGAAAUGGAUACAGAGGUGGAUUUAAAGGCAGGCAUAAUAAUUAUCCAUACGUUGGGGGAUAUAGCAAUAGUCGUAGGGGAAAUAUGCAUCGAAAUAUGAGUGUUGUAUUCAACAACAACAUUACUAACGAUAAAGAUAUAGAAAGCUCGCAAAAUGAUGAAUCCAAUGUAACUGAGCCAAAAUACGUUUCAUCUAUAUCGAAAAGUGGAAUGUCAUUAGUAAAUUCAGAGGUAUACGAGAAAGAUAAAAUCAAGAUAAUACAACGUAGUGAGAAUGCUAAACAAAUGCAAGACCAGAUUAAACAAAAGAAGAAGGCUAAUGCCAUCAGAACUAGAGUUUUUAAAAACCAAAGUAAAACAGAUAGUUACGAUCGAGUAAAAGUUGAUGGCGAUACUUUUGCUGUAACCAAUAAUGGCGAUGACUUAGUUCUUUUGACAAUACCUACGGGUGAAAAACCAAAAACUAUUGUGUGGAAUAAUAAAACUUACACUAGAAAGAUAAACGGUGAUUUAAAAAACCAGACUCCUCGUCGUGGCAGCUGCAAAUACAAACAUGAUCAAAACUACAUCAAGUUGUGCCGUCAAUAUUUAUCGAAUAAUUGCCAUAAUAAAAACUGCUUAUUAUCUCACUCUCCAUCCCAAUAUAAUACACCUCUUUGCCGCUAUUUCUUAGAAAAUAAGUGUGUCAAUCCACAAUGCACAUAUGAACAUGUUUUGCCGAAGAACUACGACAAGCCUAACUAUGAAAUUUGGGUCUGUCGACCUUUUGCUAUUGGUGGGUCUUGUUCCCGUGGAAGAAAAUGUCCAUUCAUGCAUUUGUUUGUUUGCCCUGAUUUUCAAGAAAUCGGCAAUUGUCCUAGAGGUAAGUCAUGUACUUUAGCUCAUUCUGCAACUUUGAGUACCCAAAGGCUGAUGCUAUCAAAAGAUAAGCUGCAGCCUGAUACAGAGGUUCUUAUUGAGAGUGAUUCCGAAGAUAAUGACCAAACACCCCAAAUUAUUAAUAGUUACACUAUAGACCCUUCCUCGUUAUUUGAGACUAGCAGAGAUGGCAAAUACGAUAUAUACAUUGACAAUGAUGGAUCUGAAUCAACCAACACUGUGAAAAAUGAAGCAAAUAAAAAUACAUUUAAAGAAAACUCAGAGUUCAUGAUCCAUUUGGAUUCAGAUAGUGAACAAGAAAGAGAAAAUAAUUCUGGUUCUGACUCCUAUGAAAGUGAAACUGAUGACUUACAAGAAAACAACGAUUUUAUAGAAUUCUAA
Molecule: messenger RNA, 1428 nt
Organism: Debaryomyces fabryi
Lineage: Eukaryota; Fungi; Ascomycota; Pichiomycetes; Serinales; Debaryomycetaceae
Exons: 2
Coding region: 1-1428 (475 amino acids)
Molecular function (GO): metal ion binding
Source: RefSeq, a predicted model, not a curated record